CGGGCGGGCCGGGUGGCGUGGUCGCGAGGCGCGAGGGAGGGCCGGGCUGCUCCUCCGCCCCCUGGGGCCAGCGCGUCGAACCGCGCACCUGGCAACGGCGCCGCGUCCCCGCCCGCCCGCGCCGGUCCGCACCCCCUGCCGGCGGCCUCGAGCGCUCGCUCGUUGAUGCCGUUCUGGGGGUGACCCGGCGCGGCUCCGCGGCGGCGGGGCGCUAGACGACGCCAGCCCAGCGACGCGGGAGCGGGACAUGCUGGAGCUGCGGCACCGCGGGGGCUGCCCCGGCCCUGGUGGAGCCGGGACGCCGCCACCCCGCGAGGGAGAGGCGGCCGGCGGCGACCACGAAACCGAGAGCACCAGCGACAAAGAAACAGAUAUCGAUGACAGGUAUGGGGAUCUCGAUGCCAGAGGAGAUUCCGAUGUUCCUGAGGUCCCACCAUCCUCAGACAGGACCCCCGAGAUUCUCAAGAAAGCCCUCUCCGGACUGUCUUCAAGAUGGAAGAACUGGUGGAUUCGUGGGAUCCUCACCCUCACCAUGAUCUCCCUCUUUUUCCUGAUCAUCUACAUGGGGUCCUUCAUGCUGAUGCUUCUGGUUCUGGGCAUCCAAGUGAAAUGCUUCCAGGAGAUCAUCACCAUCGGGUACCGGGUCUAUCACUCCUAUGACCUCCCGUGGUUUAGAACACUGAGUUGGUACUUCCUUCUGUGUGUGAACUACUUCUUCUAUGGAGAGACAGUGGCAGAUUACUUCGCCACGUUUGUUCAGAGGGAGGAGCAGCUGCAGUUCCUCAUUCGCUACCACAGGUUCAUAUCCUUCGCCCUCUACCUGGCAGGUUUCUGCAUGUUUGUCCUGAGCUUGGUGAAGAAGCACUACCGACUGCAGUUCUACAUGUUCGCAUGGACGCACGUCACUUUACUGAUAACCGUCACUCAGUCACAUCUUGUCAUCCAAAAUCUGUUUGAAGGCAUGAUAUGGUUCCUUGUUCCCAUAUCGAGCGUCAUCUGCAAUGACAUCACGGCUUACCUUUUCGGAUUUUUUUUUGGAAGAACCCCUUUAAUUAAGCUGUCUCCGAAGAAGACCUGGGAAGGAUUCAUUGGCGGUUUCUUCUCCACAGUCAUAUUUGGAUUCAUUGCUGCCUAUGUGUUGUCCAAGUACCAGUACUUUGUGUGCCCGGUGGAAUACCGAAGUGAUGUCAACUCCUUCGUGACGGAGUGUGAGCCCUCAGACCUGUUCCAGCUUCAGAAUUACUCCCUUCCUCCAUUUCUGCAGGCAGUGCUGAACCGGGAGACGGUGAGCUUGUACCCCUUCCAGAUACACAGCAUUGCCCUGUCAACGUUCGCCUCACUGAUCGGCCCCUUUGGAGGCUUCUUCGCCAGUGGGUUCAAAAGAGCUUUCAAAAUCAAGGACUUCGCGAACACUAUUCCUGGGCACGGCGGGAUAAUGGACAGGUUCGACUGUCAGUAUCUGAUGGCGACGUUCGUGCACGUGUACAUCACCAGCUUCAUCAGGGGUCCGAAUCCCAGCAAAGUGCUCCAACAGCUGCUAGUGCUUCAACCAGAACAGCAGCUAAAUAUCUACAGAACCCUGAAGAUGCAUCUCACCGAGAAAGGGAUCCUGCAGGCCACCGUGAAGGUGUAGCCGCCCCGAGGGGAGAGGGCGGACUGCGGGGGGAUGAGCUGCAGACCAGCUCUGACUGAAGUGCACUGAGCCAGCCUGGGGCUAAAAACUCAGUAGAUUCAGGCUUUGCAGAUACGAAUGUUUCUUUCUCUGAAAUUACUGUGAAUAUUUAACAAACACGUGAUAUAAAAAAUGAGCGUGCAGCAGUCGCCCACCCAUGAAAGAUCCUGUACUUUUCUAAGAUGUAUUUUCCAAUGUUAAGUUCUCUGCCCUCACUGGCCGGGUUCCCUGAUUUAGAAGACGUGCAUUUUAAAGAGUUAAACACUAUCACCUGAGGAGGCCCUCUUAGGGUGGUGCGUGGCAGUGUGAUCUUUUGCACAAACAUUGACCUUUGCACCGGGAACUGCCUCUUUGUAGCUUGAUGCCCCACAGGCAGGCAUCGUGGGAAGUGAGGGCUCGGGGCUCCCUCCUCUAAGGAUCUCAAGCAUUUCUGAAGGGCUGAGUUAGAUUAAAAAAGAAAGAAAAAGAGCGAUUGUCCACUUUUUCCUCUCUUCUUUUUGUUUGUUCAUAGUACUGGGGCAAGACCCCAGGGUCUGGUACGCACCAGGCAGGUGCCCCUCUCCUGGGCCCUGCCCAGGCUGGACUGCCCACCUUCAGAGAAAUAGUCAUCUGCCAAGGGGAAACACCCUGGCUUUAAGUAGUUUCAACAUUCAGAAGCUAGAGGCUGAAGCUUACACCACUAUUGAUUUGUUUAAGAAGUUAUCAGGAUCUAUUUCUGAGGAAACUUGUGGAGAAGCACCUAACCUCCUUCCUAAGAGACUCAGAGUGGUUCUGUGUGAGGAGCCUGCAUGAGGCCCCUCCACCAGAAAUACCUCACCAGGGACAGUAGUUCCAUGAGUGAUUUGGGGUGGUGGCUGAGCCCCAGCAGGCUGCCUGGGGUGAGGCACUGGAGCUGGGACCUGCCUCUCUCUGUACACCACACCUGCAAAGAGGAGAGUUUUCCCUAAAGGCCCAGCUCAGGGCCAGCCCGCUGCUGGUCAUUCACCUCUGUCAUAUUGCACUUCCCCUCACCUCACGAAACCCAAGAAUACAAAUCUAGCAGAAACAAUAGCCAUGAAGGAGACAAGCACAGGAAUGCCACACCUUCCCCGGGUGGGGAAGGCUAGCGGAUCUGCUGCUGCUGCCUGCGCUCUGCAGCCACACUUAACCAAACGUCCCCGUCACCCCGCAGAGAUGACCUAGUUCCCCAGCCGCAGCACCCAGAGAGGGAGCAGUGGAGGCACUGUAAGGGAUAAUUUGGCAUUGAAAAGAGUAAAUAUUUUGUUUAAUUUAGAAAUGAGUUUGCCAUGACACAUUUCCUUCCCACUGAGAUGUACCCAGGUUCUGAGGCUGAGCCGUAGCCAUCACCAGCUCUCCACGCACGGGGUGUCUGCGGGAACAUGGCAGACGCUAUGGUCCUCAGUCCUCAGAGAAAACACCGCUGUUGGCCCCUGGGUGACUUGUGACCCUGGGCUGCAUUCAGCCCGCAUCCUCUGCAUACAACUGACCCAGUGGAAGCCUGGUAGCCACCUUAGGUGAUUCCCUCUCAGUCGGGCCACCGGGAGCUGAUGUCAGCUGCCCCUGCUCUUGUUUGUCCCACACCCUGCCCCAGAUGUCGACCAUAAAUGAGUUGCAGGCACCAAAGAGACCGAGGGAAACGGAGAACGGGCAGUUUGCAAAGGUAAAGGAUGCUUGAGGACAAGGUGGUGGCUUCUUACCCACCAUGUUGUCGCGGCGAGGGGUUGCGAGCAGAGUGCAAGAGCAUUAAUACAUGUAUUAAAAAUCAAUAUACUUCUAAACAAAGGAUGAAACCAGGACUAUUUGGGGUUACAGUAAAAGCUUCCCACAAAUAGAUUUUUUUUUUAGAGCUGGGUGUACAUUAUGCCAUAUUAAAAACAAGUGAGUUCUUUAACAAUGCUCCAGAGAUGAGCAUUCUAGCAUACUUUUUAUAGCGUGUAUAUUAAAGUGGACUAUACUUUAGCAAACAAUUAUCAUGAGAGCCAGACUCUGAUCAGCGUUACAUUUGCACUGGAAGAGCCUUCAUCCAGUGGAGUGAUGUGGUGGACAAAUGACAACCAGGAAGGCCCUCCACAGCGGUCACCAUCGAUGGAAGAAAAUUGCCGUUGGAACUGCCGCAUGACCUCUUAGCCUUUGGGAUGGUAAUGUCUGAGAACGGGCAUUCUCCCGAGUCUGUCUUACUGAAAACAGGGCAUUCUCCCGAGUCUUACUUGUGGUUUCACACAGACAGUUGCUGUCUGAGAUUAAAGGCUGCCCUUCCCUCCUUUGACCCUUCGCACUUUGAACAGAGGUCAUGGCGACACCUGGUCUGAUGAGAAGAAAUGUCGUGACAAUGUGGACAUACUGUAUAGGGUGAGAGUUUAUGACAUGUGUCAAUCAGUCCUCUGAAUCUUUUUACUGAAACUGGAAUAGAAAAAUAAACA
Molecule: messenger RNA, 4092 nt
Organism: Apodemus sylvaticus (European woodmouse)
Lineage: Eukaryota; Metazoa; Chordata; Mammalia; Rodentia; Muridae
Gene: Cds1
Product: CDP-diacylglycerol synthase 1
Exons: 13
Coding region: 248-1633 (461 amino acids)
Cellular component (GO): endoplasmic reticulum membrane
Molecular function (GO): phosphatidate cytidylyltransferase activity
Source: RefSeq, a predicted model, not a curated record